Messenger RNA from Gamsiella multidivaricata, 1892 nucleotides. Its product is annotated as MBOAT, membrane-bound O-acyltransferase family-domain-containing protein. The record is from RefSeq and is a predicted model, not a curated record. Gene Ontology annotation, molecular function: diacylglycerol O-acyltransferase activity. Gene Ontology annotation, biological process: triglyceride biosynthetic process. The transcript has 4 exons. NCBI's taxonomy places the organism in Eukaryota, Fungi, Mortierellomycota, Mortierellomycetes, Mortierellales, Mortierellaceae. Gene Ontology annotation, cellular component: endoplasmic reticulum membrane. The coding region runs from base 233 to 1861 and encodes 542 amino acids.
CUUUCUACACAUCGUCUUUAAUCGAUCUUCUUUACUCUCUCUCUCUUCUUCUCUCUCUCUCUUCCCUUUUCUUUCCUUCAUCCUUUCUUCUCCUUUUCUUUUCUUCUUUUUUUCCUCGGUCUAUCCACCUCGACUUCUCCUCAACCUCCGCAACUACUUUCAUCCGCCGCUCAGAUUCCACCUCAUUCCCCUCCCAAGAGGCAAAGACAUAAGAAAAAAGAAAGAAACAGCCAUGACAGUGUCAAAGACAUCGAUAGUCAACGCAGGGGCUGUCACCGACACCAAUGCCCUACCGGACAUCCCUCCAACCGCAGAGGAUCUGAAGACGGCCUCGAAAAAGAAGCCCUAUCGCCACGACUUUCCCGUCCACACCAAAACCGUGCCCAGCCCGUUGUCGAAGGAGGCUCCGCCAGAGAGCUAUCGCGGAUUCGUGAACCUUGGCAUGCUACUGCUGUUCGGUAACAAUAUCCGCCUGAUCAUCGAAAACUACCUCAAGUACGGUUUCCUCCUCUCCAUCCCCGGAUCAAACGUGUCCCGCCAAGACUGGAUUCUAACGGCCGUCACCCAUGCGAUCCUGCCCAUCAAUGUCCUUGCGGCCUACAAGCUGGAGGAAUGGGCCAUGAAGUUGGCUGUCGGGUUCAGGAAGCGUCGCUCCGAAGAGCUACAGAACGGCACCUCGCCUUCAUCCGACAUUGCAGCUGCCAAGACCGUUGCCGCAGGAGACGACACCAAGGAUGAAAAGAAGUCGACGCCCAUCAGGGUUCACAACGUCGAAACGAUCGCAAAGGCCAAUCAGUCGACCGUGGGCUGGCUCCACGUCCUGAACCUGUCGACCAUCCUGGCGUGGCCCUCGUUCAUGUCCUAUUUUAUGAUCUACCACCCGUUCCUGGCCAUGUCCUGCUUGAUAAACGGCUUGGUCCUGUUCUUGAAGAUGACUUCGUUCGCACUCGUCAACCAGGAUCUCAGGGCUGCCUAUAUCUUUGAUGCACCAAAGGAGCAGCUUCAGCACCUGGCUGCGGUUCACGAGGUUCCUGUUCCUAGCAACGACGACUCCGCAACAACGACAUCUGCACCUGCGACGGCGGCGAACGCACAUAUUUACCAAUACGAUGUCCAAUAUCCCGACAACAUCAAGCCCAAGAACAUUGGCUACUUUUGGCUCGCACCAACACUCUGUUACCAGCCCUCCUACCCUCGGACCACCAUCUUCAGGAAAUCAUUCUUUGUGAAGCGCUGUCUCGAGAUUUUGACCUGUCUGGGCAUGAUGUACUUCUUGAUCGAGCAGUACGCGACCCCGACACUGCAGAACUCUGUCAGGGCCUUGGAUGAUCUGGCGUUUGGCACGAUUCUGGAGAGACUCUUGAAGCUGAGCACGACGAGCGUCAUUAUCUGGUUGCUCAUGUUCUAUACCUUCUUUCAUUCUUUCUUCAACGCACUCGCUGAGGUCUUGUACUUUGGCGAUCGAUGCUUCUACCUCGCUUGGUGGAACAGUUCCCGCUUGAGCGAGUACUGGCGCCUCUGGAACAAACCCGUCUACACCUUCUUCAAGCGCCACGUGUACCUGCCCAUGGUCACCGCAGGCUACAAGCCCGCCGUUGCCUCCUUCGUCAUCUUCACCAUCUCUGCGGUCCUACACGAGGUCCUUAUCGGCUUCCCCACCCACAUGAUCUACGGAUAUGCCUUCGCGGGCAUGUUCUUCCAGAUUCCCCUCAUCGCACUGACAGAACCCCUCGGUCAUUGGAGGGGACGAGGAAGUGGACUCGGGAACAUGAUCUUCUGGGUCUCUUUCACCAUCCUCGGCCAGCCAGCAUGUGCAAUGUUGUAUUAUUACCACUGGACCAAGCAGCGCAUGGACGGAUAAAGCGCACAUUCCAUCUGCACAAUAGCAUUUA